Molecule: messenger RNA, 1458 nt
Organism: Diospyros lotus (date-plum)
Lineage: Eukaryota; Viridiplantae; Streptophyta; Magnoliopsida; Ericales; Ebenaceae
Product: mitochondrial arginine transporter BAC2
Biological process (GO): transport
Molecular function (GO): transmembrane transporter activity
Source: RefSeq, a predicted model, not a curated record
GCCUGUCGGAGGCAACGACGCCGCAGGACCUUAGUUUUGAGAAAUCGAGCUACUUCAGGUUGCCAAAGUUCAUACACAAACCCUAGGUUCUCUGUCUACACGUUCGAAGGAGACGGUUUCUCGGACGACUGAUUUCUGAUGGAUGAAAUAUUGAAGAACCAGACUUUUGGGAUCCAUGCAAUUGCAGCUGCAGGGUCAGUUGCAUUGGGAGCAGCUCUCACUUAUCCCCUUGAUACUAUCAAAGUCCUUAUACAGGUAGGUUCUGGGUCCAGUAAACAAUUGACUACAGUUCAGGUUCUCAACCGAGUUCAAACUUUAUCAGGAAAUUCAGGUAUAUAUAGUGGUCUUGGUUGGUUGAUGUUGGGGAGGAUUUUUGGUGUGGGGGCCCGCUUUGGAACUUAUGAAAUAUUGACAGCUUUCUACAAAGAUGGUCGAGAAGACAAUUAUGUAUACGUUUCUGAAGCCUUUAUGGCGGGAAUUGCAUCUGGUGCUGUGGAAUCACUCAUCAGCUCUCCAUUUGAGCUCAUUAAACUUCGAGCACAGGUGACUUCUGCUUCUCGCAUUCGAAGUUCCGCUGCUGUUAUUGACAAGACAGCUCUUGCUCCUUUAAUGGCAAGAUUACUGCCUGGAUACUCGCCAGAUAUGAGAACGUUGGACCAUUAUGUUGGCCUUUUGUCCACCCUGACAGGAAAACAUCCAAAUAUGACUGGUGCAUUAAAAGAGUACCCAUGGAUGAUGUCUGGAUCUGGCAGGGCACCAUCUGUCUGUGAUGUUAGAAGGCCAUUAGACAUAAUUUCUUUGGAAGGAUGGGGUGCUUUAUGGAGAGGCCUACGAUCAGGUGUAGUUCGAGAUUCCAUUUUUGGUGGUGUGUUCUUCUCAAGCUGGCAGUUUUUACAUCAAGCAAUGCUUGAAUGGAAGGCAGUUGAUAUGAAUCCUCCUCCCAGGUCUGAUGAAGAAAUUGGUCCUCUGUCCCCUCUUGCUGUUAGUCUUGCAGCUGGUUUUUCUGGUUCAAUUGCUGCUGCUGCAUCUCAUGGUUUUGACACUGCAAAAAGUCGAUCACAAUGUAUCGUGCUGCCCAAGUUUAUAUCCAUGGAAAGGAGACUUCUGAAAUGGAAGCUGCCUGGAAAGAGGUUUGAGAGACUCACAGGAAUCCACCCUGCAGAUAGGAACAUUUUGCUCCGCGGCAUUUGGACGCGGAUGGCUCGCAGUGGACUUGCAUCAUUUGUGAUUGUUGGAGGUUAUUUCUUGGGUGUUGAUUGCUUGGCAUCGAAAUGAGUACAGAGAGGGGGUGCGUCUUAGUAUUGGUUCUACUUUGUGACAUGAAGAUCAUGAGUUCUAGCUUUAGAACCGUCUUCUUGUUAAAAUGUCAUAAAAAAAAUAAUAUUAAAUUUAAGUGUUUAAAUAAUAUUUUUGAUAUUUCUUUUUAGACUAAUCAUGAAAAUAAUUCAUUUCUUUUUC